This is a messenger RNA of Colletotrichum phormii, 2205 nucleotides long. Its product is annotated as sugar transporter. Gene Ontology annotation, molecular function: carbohydrate:proton symporter activity. Bases 375 to 1931 code for a protein of 518 amino acids. The record is from RefSeq and is a predicted model, not a curated record. The transcript has 3 exons. Gene Ontology annotation, biological process: transmembrane transport; carbohydrate transport. Lineage: Eukaryota; Fungi; Ascomycota; Sordariomycetes; Glomerellales; Glomerellaceae. Gene Ontology annotation, cellular component: membrane.
CCGAGAAAUGCGGCUUUUGGCAACGGGAAAACGUCGGCAGAAAUGAACCGCCGAGUACCCCUGGUCAGGUUGACAUCGCGUGUUCAAGGUGCCAUUUGCCGAUACUCCACGGACCUGACUUCCGAAGACCUCUACGAAACAGGAUCUCAAGUUGGUUGUGGAGGGCGCUUGGAACUGCCAAAGUCUAAAGAAUCCCGCACUCAUGGAGUCGAGAGAGACACUUAAGAAGACUAUGAGUCGCGGAAAGAAACCAAUGUUUUGUCAAAGGAUCUCCUCGAUUUACCUUUGCUCUCAUUUUUGGGCCCAUUUGCUACGUCUGUGGUCUCACGGUACUGGUGAAAGUCUUCAUGUUUCGCCUCUGACUUGUAGCCACUAUGUUCGGAAGAUCGAAAACCUCUGCCAAGAACCUAGGCAUCAGCCCAGAACUCGCCGCUGUUCUCCCAGAUGAUGGAAUCCCGUGGUACAAACAACGGCAUCUCAUAGGCCUUAACUUCUACUGCAUCUUCCUGGCCCUGCUCUGCGCAGCCAACGGCUACGAUGGCUCAAUGAUGAAUGGUCUCUUGGCUUUACCUCAAUGGCAGACAUUCAUGGACUCCCCCAAGGGAUCGUGGCUCGGGUUCAUCAACGCCGUCCAGUCACUUUCAACUAUGCUUGCGUACCCUUUGGUAGCAUAUUUCGCAAACCGCUGGGGCCGGAAGAAAGGACUCUUUAUCGGAUACGCUUUCCUGUGUAUUGGUUGUUUUCUCCAGGCGUUCUCGCCCAACAAGGCUGGAUUCAUCAUCGGUCGUGUCAUCAUCGGCCAGCCGAGCGCCUGGUGGGGUUGUCUUGCGCCUGUUCUUAUUACGGAGUUGGCAUACCCGACGCACCGGGGAAUCCUUACGGCGCUUUACAACACUGGUUGGUUCGUUGGAUCAAGCUUGGCGGCGUGGGCGACCUUCGGAACCCGAAAUUACGACAACAGUUGGUCUUGGCGCAUCCCGUCAUUGCUACAGAUCGCCAUCCCGCUACUCGUACUUCCCGCCGCUAUUCUCGUCCCAGAGUCGCCCCGUUUUCUUGUCUCCAAAGGUCAGGCUCAAAAGGCUCGCAGCAUACUGACCAAGUUUCAUGGCGGGGGGGACCAAAACUCUAUCCUUGUGGACUUCGAGAUGACCGAGAUCGAGCGAGCCAUCGAAGACGAUGAGAUGGCGGCUAAGAGCUCCUCAUGGCUGGAGAUGUUCAAUACACCUGGAAACAGACAUAGAGCCUUCAUCUCAAUGUCGCUGGGCUUACUUGGACAGUGGGCUGGGCAAAACAUCGUGUCGUAUUACCUCGGAGCGGUACUAGACACAAUUGGUAUCACCUCUGUCACGGAUCAAACGCUCAUCAACGGUUGUCUGCAAAUUUGGAACCUCAUUCUGGCCGUAUCAGCCGCUCUCUCGGUUGACCGACUAGGUCGUCGGCCGCUAUUCCUCGUCAGUUGUGGUGGAAUGUUCGUCAGUUUCGUCGUCAUUACUGGCCUGUCUGGUAGCUUUGAUGCUACUGGGGCACCAUCGGUCGGUGUGGCAGUGGUCCCGGUGUUGUUCAUAUUCUAUGGGUUCUACCACAUUGCCUUCACUCCUCUAAUGGUAUCCUACCCAGCUGAGAUCUGGCCAUACGAACUUCGUGCACGAGGAACAGCUCUGACGCAAAUGACCACAUACUUGGGAAUCUUCUUCAACGUCUUUGUCAAUCCGAUCGCACUCGAAGCCAUUGGAUGGAAGUAUUACAUAGUUUUUGUCGUGAUUCUCUUGAUCGGUUGGAUCACCAUUUAUUUCUUUUACCCAGAAACCCGCGGUCACACGUUGGAAGAAAUGGCGGUUAUCUUCGACGGUGAGUCGGCAAGGGUUACUGAUGUUGCAUAUGAAGGGGAUGUCAAGAACGGGACGGCAGCUCAACACGAAGAGAGUACUUAAAGCAAACGACUGAAGGGAGAGAUCCUCCCGCAGAAAACGUUGCCAGGGCAUUGUGAUUCCAUAUCACGCAGUUCGUGCGAAAAUAUACGGACAAGACCAUUCAAUAACUUUGAUCUUUAUCAAAUAAGAUAGAAAUAGUUGGUCUGCUGCUUACCUUUUUCUCAGUUGAGAUUACGGCGACUUGGCUUUCAAUCAGAACAAUGUAAAUCAUCCAAUUUCAGAGCCCAUCAAUGCUUGCCACGAACACGACUGAUCCAAUCAGUAACUUCUCUAC